Molecule: messenger RNA, 804 nt
Organism: Eremomyces bilateralis CBS 781.70
Lineage: Eukaryota; Fungi; Ascomycota; Dothideomycetes; Eremomycetales; Eremomycetaceae
Product: lysozyme
Exons: 5
Coding region: 1-804 (267 amino acids)
Biological process (GO): cell wall macromolecule catabolic process; peptidoglycan catabolic process
Molecular function (GO): lysozyme activity
Source: RefSeq, a predicted model, not a curated record
AUGUUGUUCAAAGCUGGCCUGACCCUCUGCACCCUCGGGGCACUCUGCUCCACCGUGGUAGCAGAGUCCUGCACCAUUUCCUCAGGCGUUGCGGGUGAAUGCCUCGCAACCUCAGAAUGCUCCGGCACGUCGACCGCAGGGUUCUGCCCAGGAGCCGCGAAUAUCCAGUGCUGCACCUACGGCAGCUGCACAUCCGGAGGCGCGGCCGGCCUGUGUAUCCCGACCUCUGGUUGCACUGGGACUUCUACAGCGGGCCUGUGUCCGGGACCGGCGGGCAUCCAAUGCUGCACGUCCGGAACUAGCAGCAGUUGCGAUCCCCAGCCAAUUAACGCGGCUACCGUGAGCUUGAUCAGGGAGUUUGAAGGCUUCGUUGCUAGCCCGGAGCCGGAUCCGAUCGGGUUGCCGACCGUCGGCUAUGGUCACCUGUGCCAAUCGGACGGGUGUGCGGAAGUGUCGUAUUCCUUCCCCCUGACUGAAGAGAAUGCGGCAGCACUGUUGCACAGCGACGUGAAGACUUUCGAGGACUGUGUCUACGACUACCUCGGCGCUUCGAUAACCCUGAACGACAACCAGUUCGGAGCGAUCGUCUCGCUGGCCUUCAACGUCGGGUGCGGCAACGUCAAGUCGUCCUCGCUCAUCAGCCGACUUAAUGCGGGCGAGACGCCCAACACGGUCGCGGCAGAGGAGUUCCCUAAGUGGAAUAAGGCGGGAGGAUCCGUCCUGGCGGGCUUGACCCGGCGACGCGCCGCGGAGGUCGUGCUGUUCAAGACCGCGAGCGAUGUCACCGCGCACCCGGCGUGUUAA